AUGACGACCGAUACCCAGACUUCGCCUGCUGCCCAAGCCUUGAAGGUCAGCAACUCCACGGGGUCCCUCACUGAAGAGGGGCGUCGCGAGCUGCAGCAGCAGCGCAUGGCUGAAAACGCGACCUUUCGCCGUAUCACAUCAUCGAAGCAUGCCCAGAAUACCCUGCAGCCGGUCAACGACUUGACCAACAGCCUGAAGCCUUCAAGCUCCACAAAGUCGAACCUGCGUCUCUCCAUUGGCGACCCCACCGUUGAUGGCAACCUCAAGACCCCCGAGAUCGUGACGAGGGCGGUGAUGGAGGUGGUGAGCUCCGGUAAGUUCAACGGCUACCCCCCGACGAGCGGCACCAGCCACUUGCGCCAGGCGAUCUCGACGUACUGGCGCCGCUUCUGCCAAACCAAAUCUCGACAGGAGGAGUUGCAGUGGGAGAACGUAAUCGUCACAUCCGGUGUGUCGCAAGCCAUUUUACUCGCCCUCACGGCACUGUGUGAGGUGGGCGACAACAUCCUCGUCGGUGCGCCAGCGUUUUCUCACUACAAGAGCGUUUGCGAUAGCUACGGCUUCGAGUGCCGCUACUAUACUCUGGACCCCUCGAAGAACUGGGAGUGCGACCUCAACGAGGCGGCCGGCUUGGUGGAUGACCGCACUAAGGCAUUUGUUAUCAUCAACCCGUCCAAUCCAUGCGGCAGCAACUUCUCCCGUGCACACGUAAACGAGGUCAUCGAAUUUUGCGAGCACCGCCAAAUCCCUCUCAUCAGUGACGAGAUCUACGCUGAGAUGGUGCUGAACAACGGCAUCUUCACGUCUGUCGCCGACUUCGAUACGAACCUGCCGCGUCUCAUCCUGGGCGGCACGGCCAAGUACCAGGUCUGCCCCGGCUGGCGUGUGGGCUGGUCUAUUCUGGUUGACCCGAUGAACGUUGCGGCGGACUGGAAUCUCGGCAUGGAGCGCCUCGCGCAGCUCAUCUGUGGGGCCAACUCUAUCUGCCAGGAAGCCAUUGCGCGGACCUUGCUCGAAUGCCCGGCAUCCUACACCGCGGACAUCGUCUCCCAGCUGGAAGUUGGCGCCAAGGUCUACAACCGCCUGCUUGAGCACGACAUUGGCAUCUCCUUCGACCCCCCGCAAGCUUCCAUGUUCGUGAUGCUCAAGGUGGACCUCAGCUACUUUAAGGAUUUGAAUUCGGACACGGAAUUCUACGAGAAGCUGCUGGACGAGGAGAAUGUGCAGGUGCUUCCAGGCGAGAUCUUUGGUAUGAGCGGAUUCAUCCGUUCAACGAUAUCCCGCCCACCGGAAGUGUUAAGUGAGGCAGUCGACCGCAUCAUCGAGUUCUGCGAGCGCCACAAGAAGUAA
Molecule: messenger RNA, 1350 nt
Organism: Leishmania braziliensis MHOM/BR/75/M2904
Lineage: Eukaryota; Euglenozoa; Kinetoplastea; Trypanosomatida; Trypanosomatidae
Gene: TAT
Product: tyrosine aminotransferase
Exons: 1
Coding region: 1-1350 (449 amino acids)
Biological process (GO): biosynthetic process; amino acid metabolic process
Molecular function (GO): transaminase activity; pyridoxal phosphate binding
Source: RefSeq, a predicted model, not a curated record